This is a messenger RNA of Rubroshorea leprosula, 1354 nucleotides long. The record is from the annotation of a GenBank genome assembly. Lineage: Eukaryota; Viridiplantae; Streptophyta; Magnoliopsida; Malvales; Dipterocarpaceae.
AUUGAACAAGGAGGUAUUACUAUUACCAGCAGUUACCUGUCCAGACAUUUCUGUUCCGGGCCGAAUCCGGCCCGAUGUCCAAAAAAGUGGGAAAUUUGAAGAAAAAUAAAUGUAAAGACACAAAAGGCGGCAGAAAACUGCAACGAUCUUACCAAGGGGAAAGGAAGAUGUACAACAAGAAGUUAUGGACUCCCCUCGCCGGAAUCAUCCGUCGGGUACUCCCGUCGUCGUCUCGCUUCUCACUUUACCCGUCCAAGUCACCAAUUCGGUCUUCCGCCGUUUUCUAUUUUCCUUCUCACCUGGAAACUCCUAGGGAUUUUGCGAACGAUACUCUCACUUUUCUCGGAAAUCCGAAUUCUUUCUCGAGAAGCUUCUGCUUGGAAUCCGCCGAGAAAGUUGAUGCUACAAAUAGGUGCUGGGCCUGUGACGCCGCCGCUGGAACCGCGCCGUUUCUGGUUUGCGACUCGUGCCGUACCAUUCAGCCCGUUGAUUUCUCCGUCGAUUACUUCCAGAUUUUCAGACUGGAAAGGAAAUAUGAUAUUGAAGUUGAUAGUCUGGAGGGAAAAUACAAAGGCUGGCAGAAAAAACUGCAUCCUGAUCUUGUCCAUUCAAAAUCCGAGAAAGAGAGAGGCUUUGCUGCUGAACAAUCUGCUCGUGUUAUUGAUGCAUACCACACUCUUACAAAGUCUUUGUCUAGGGCAACAUACAUAUUGAGGCUUGAAGGAAUAGAUGUAAAUGAAGAAGAGACAAUUUCUGACCCAGAAUUGCUUGGAGAGAUUAUGGAAAUUAGGGAAGCUGUAGAGGAGGCACCUGACUCACAAGCUUUAAAUCAGAUUCGAUCUCAGAUGGAGGAGAAAUUGGAAGAAUUAGCCAACUGCUUUGGUAAUGCAUUUCACAGCCAGAAAUUUAAUGAAGCUGUGGCUUGUAUCCGAAGAAUGACUUACUAUCAGCGUGUGAAUGAAGAAAUCUUGAAGAAGCUUUGAUGCCAGGUGCAUUUUGAUUUGAGAACCCUACAAGCACCAUCAACGCUGGAGAACAAAAUCUAAGAUAAAAAGGCGAAUGCCCGGGAUUCAUUCAUGCACACAUUGGUUACAUCCUUCUGCAUAAUUAAUAAUGUUGCAUGAGCAUGAGGCAAGAUUGGAGGACUCCAUGCUACCAAUCCUUGUGCGGAGAAAAAUUUAGUUACUAUAGUGAUGAGUUAAUCCUUGUAACCAACCAUUAUCUUUACUCAAUUACUCUUGUUUCAAGCUCUUUGAAGUUUGAAUACCAAUAAAUUGGAUCGGGUUACCCCCGUCGGAUUCAAUGUAAUUCUUAUUUGGCCAAUUGAGAAUCAUAAUAGAAAGAAGGUAGUUAA